AUGGUUCAUCUGUCUCUUUCUCUGCCAUUCUAUGCACUCUUCAGCUUGAUUCUUUUUUUCUUUGUUUACGCCACCAUAUUCUCCCAUCAUCCAUUUUUUUCCUUCCAUAUUUUUGUCUGUACCACUUUUCUUUAUUUCUAUCUUUUGUCUUCUUUCUGUCAUUUUUAUCUUUCCUUCUUAGAUUCCAUUUUCUUUUUUUCAUUCCUUUCUUUUUCUCUGUUCUUGCUUCCUUAUUCACUUAUUAAUUUCUUUUCUUCCUUCUUUAUUUUCUUUCUUUCUGCCUUCCUUUCUCUCUUCAUUCCUUCCAUCCUUCCUUCUUUUCUUCCAUACUCCUUCCUUUCGUUUCUUUCUUUCAUUUCUUUCUUUCAUUCUACUCUUCUUUAUUCUUUUUUCUUUUUUCUAUCCCCUCCUUACAUUUCUUUCUUUCUCCCUUCAUUGCUUUCAUUAUCUUUCUUUCUUUCUUUCUUUCUUUCUUUCUUUCUUUCUUUCUUUUCUCCAUUGUUUUCUUCUAUUCUGUUUUCAUUCUGUUCUUCAUUCCUUUGUUUGCUUCUUCCUCCCUCAUUUCAUUUUUCAUUUCUUUAUUCAUUUGUUCCUUCCGGCUUUCCUUCCUUCCUUCCUUGCUUUCCUUUGCUUCUUUCCUUCCUUCCUUCCUUCUAUCCUUCCUUCCUUGCUUUCCUUUGCUUCUUUCCUUCCUUUCUUCCUUCCUUCCUCCCUCUCUCCCUCUCUUCCUUCCUUCCUUGCUUUCCUUUGCUUCUUUCUUUCCUUCCUUCCUUCCUUCCUUCCUUCCUCCCUUCCUUCCUUCCUUGCUUUCCUUUUUCUUUCUUUUCCUUCCUUUCUUUCUUUCUUCCUUUCUUUCUUCCUUCCUUCCUUCCUUCCUUCCUUCCUUCUUCCUUCCUUCCUUCCUUCCCCUCUUCCUUCCUUCCUUCCUUCCUUCCUUCCUUCCUUCCUUCCUUCCUCUUCCUUCCUUCCUUCCUUCCUUCCUUCCUUCCUUCCUUCCUUCCUUCUUCUUCCUUCCUUCCUUCCUUCCUUCCUUCCUUCCUUCCUUCCUUCCUUCUUUUUUUCCUUCAUUUUCUUUUCUCUACUUUUUCUUUACCUUUACCUUUUACUUUACCUUUUUUCCUUGAUUUUUACUUUUAUAUUUUCUCUCCUUCAUUUCUUCUUCUUUUUAGACAUUGCUCUCUCUCUCUCUCUCUUCUUUUUCCAUUUUCUCUUCAACUCUUUCUUCAUCUCCUGUUCUCAUUAUUCCUCUCUUUCUCUCCUCCAACAGCCUUCCAUUUUACCACACCUCUUUUGUUUUUUCUUCUUUUUCUUCUAAUUCUUUUUUGUUCCUUGUUUGCCUUUCCCUUUCACAGACUGACUUUUUCUUCCCACUUUCCCUUUUUCACCUGCCCCCCCCCCCAGCACGACUGCCUAUCUCAGUGUAUGCCUCAUUUACAGGCUUAUUCAUUUCCUCUACCUCUGUUUCCUCACCAAUGGCACUAA
This is a messenger RNA of Acanthosepion pharaonis, 1482 nucleotides long. Lineage: Eukaryota; Metazoa; Mollusca; Cephalopoda; Sepiida; Sepiidae. The record is from the annotation of a GenBank genome assembly.